GUCACUCACGUUGGAGCCCCGGCCGCUGCUGCUGCUGCUGCUGCUGAUGCUGCCAGCUCUGGCUCUGGAUCACCUGCCCGGCGGCGGCGGCAGCGGCGGCGGCGGGGCAGGGGCAGGGGCUUCCUGGGCUCCCCGCCGGUGGUGCCAGCCCGGGCGCCUUCCUCUUCUUCCUCUUCCUCGGCCGCCAGCGCCGCCAGCCGCGGGUAUAUGGAGAGGAGCUCGCUGCGGCAGCUCAUCCAGGAGCAGCUUGAUCCCAAAAACACCGGUUUCGUUGGGGUGGAGACCUUUGCCAGCCUGGUCCACAGCCAUGAACUCCCUCUGGAUCCUGCAAAACUGGAGAUGUUGGUGGCCUUGGCACAAAGCAACGAUGAGGGUCAGAUCUGCUAUCAGGAGCUGGUAGAUCUGGUCAGUGGCAUCAGCAGCAAACGUUCCAGCAGCUUCAAGCGGGCCAUCGCCAAUGGACAGAGGGCCCUGCCUCAGGAUGGCCUCCUGGAUGAGACUGGGCUGGGCUUCUACAAACGCUUUGUGCGCUACGUGGCGUACGAGAUCCUCCCGUGUGAGAUGCACCGACGGUGGUACUUCUACCAGCACCGUGCCUGUCCUCCACCGGUCUUCAUGGCUGUGGUCACACUCACCCAGAUCAUUGUUUUCCUUUGCUAUGGAGCACGGCUGAAUAAGUGGGUGUUACAGACCUACCAUCCAGAAUACAUGAAAAGCCCUUUGGUCUACCAUCCUGGACAUCGUGCCCGGGCCUGGAGGUUUCUCACAUACAUGUUCAUGCAUGUAGGGUUAGAACAGCUGGGGUUCAACGCGCUCCUGCAGCUGAUGAUCGGGGUACCCCUGGAGAUGGUCCAUGGUGUUCUUCGCAUCAGCUUUCUCUACCUCGCAGGAGUCCUGGCAGGUUCACUGACCGUUUCCAUCACCGACAUGAGAGCCCCCCUGGUUGGAGGUUCGGGGGGCGUCUACGCCCUCUGCUCAGCUCACCUGGCCAACGUCGUCAUGAAUUGGGCUGGGAUGCGUUGUCCCUAUAAACUCCUCCGUAUGGUGCUGGCAUUGGUGUGCAUGAGUUCCGAAGUGGGCCGGGCCGUCUGGCUGCGUUUCUCCCCGCCGUUGCCCUCCGCCGGUCCCCAGCCCAGUUUCAUGGCCCACUUGGCGGGGGCCAUUGUGGGCAUCAGUAUGGGGCUGACCAUCCUUCGCAGCUACGAGGAAAACCUGCAGGAUCAGUGCGGGUGGUGGGUGGUGCUCCUCUCCUACGCCACCUUCCUGGUUUUUGCUGUCUUCUGGAACAUCUUCGCCUACGACCUUCUGGGGACGCAGAUCCCGCUGCCCCCGUAGCCCUCGGCCCGGCCCUGGUUCUCUUGGCAUCUGGCUGACCCUGGAAGGGCUCUAAACCUUGCAGGGUUUCAAAAUCGGGUGGGGGGGGAAAAGGGGCUGGGCUGACUGACACCCUCGAGAGGGGUGAUCCGGAGCGUGCCACGCCUCGCCUGGCAUGGCAGAGCACCGAUCCCGUCGGAUGCGGGAAAAGCAAAGCCAGGCUAGAAGCUGGCGGAGGCAGCAGGAAGGCUGGGAGGUGGGUUGGUGAGCUCAGGGUGGGUGGGCUCGGCAUCCUCCGUGCCCCUGACCGCAUCUGCAGAACGGGUGCUUGUCUCCCCGAGAAGAAACAAACAAACAAAUCUUUCGGAGUGUGCACUGGGUUACUCUUUUCAAGGCAUGAGGAUCUAUAGGGUUUGGAGGGGGAGGAUGGAGGUUCCUGCCCCUACUAUCAUCUUGGCCAUUUGAGGGAAGGAGGCUUUCCCAGCGAAGCCCAGGCUGUGUCCAGCCUUGGUGACCCGCUUCCGUGGCAAGGCUGUGCCUUCAGCUGAUUCCCUGGGGUGAUGGUUAUUGGGCUGAAUUGUUUCCUUUGCCUUCUCCUCUCCUUCCCAUUCGCCUUGUCUCUUCUCCUCUUUCCCCUGUCCUCCUCUUCUCCUCCUCCUCUUCCUCCUUCUUCCUUUUCUGAUUCUACAGUCCUCCUUGUCUCCCUUCUCUUCUUCCUCCUCCUUUUUCGUCUCUUAGUCUCCCUUCUCCUGUCCUCUUCCUCUUCCUCCCCAUCUCUCUCUUUCUCCUUGUCUUCUUUCUUCUACUGCUUUUUCUUCUCCUUGUCUCUCUUCUCCUGUCCUCUUCCUCCUCAUCCUCUCUUUCUCCUUGACUUCUUUCUUCUCCUCCUUUUCCUUCUCCUUGUCUCUCUUCUUCUGUUCUCUUCCUCCUCAUCUCUCUCUUUCUCCUUGUCUUCUUUCUUCUUCUCCUUUUUCUUCUCCUUGUCUCUCUUCUCCUGUCCUCUUCUUCCUCAUCUCUCUCUUUCUCCUUGUCUUCUUUCUUCUCCUUCUUUUUCUUCUCCUGGUCUCCCUUCUUCUGUCCUCUUCCUCCUCAUCUCUCACUUCCUCCUUGUCUUCUUUCUUUUCCUCCUUUUUCUUCUCCUUGUCUCUCUUCUCCUUGUCUCUCUUCUUCUGUCCUCUUCCUCCUCACCUCUCUCCUCCUUGUCUCCCUUCUCUUCUGUCCUCUUCCUCCUUCUCCUUCUCCCUUCCCUUCUUGAUCAAAGUCUCAGCUUGGGCUCUCCAGAUCUCUAAGGAGAACUGAGAGGAACCCCUGUCUGCAACCCUAACUCAGAAAUCAUGGGUCAACACAUGGUAUCCAAUAUUUCCAAGCUUGUUCCAUAGCUUGAUUUAGCAUGAGGACACUUCUGGGAUUAGCUCAUGGUCUCCACAGUUCUGGCUCUAAAGUGGCUUCUCCAAUGGGCAUCUCAUCUGUUGAAAGGCCUCCGGUUCCGGUCCUUGCCCCACCCAACCUCAUCAUGCCCUUGUCCCCCCCCCUGCAAAUCUCACCAUGGAGGCCAUCAGCAAACCAUCUGUACGAUCCUGACGGAAUCGUGACCGAGCAAUUGUUCCCGUGCAGGCUAAGAGUUUGGCUGGUGUCGCCUGCUUUCACAAUCAGGGUUUAGUCACAUCAGGGAUAGCCAAUUUCUAGAUUUUUUUUCCCCACCAGGGGGGAUGAUGGAUGUUGUGUGUGUGUAUAGAUGGGGCGGGCGAUAAUUCUCCGAGCAGUUGGAAAGGAGCGUGUCUAAAGUGUUAUUUAUAUUUAUUUAUUUAUUUUCCCCUAUGAAUUCUCCCCUUAUUGACAAUCUGGCUUUAAAAAAAAAAUGAAAGAAAGCACAAGCACUUUGUUGGCGGUGGAUGGAGAGGCUCAAGUGGCUAAGACGCUGAGCUUGUCGUGGCAGUUCGGCGGUUCGAAUCCCUAGUACAGGUCUCCUGCCUGAGCAGGGGGUUGGACUAGAUGACCUCCAAAGUCCCUUCCAACUCUGUUACUGUUAUAGAGCUAAGGAGUUUGGCUUGAACCUAAAGACCGGCCUCCUUCCAAGCCCUCCCAAAUGAUUCCAAUCUCCUGAUUUUCGGAGCAUAACAGGGUUAAGGCCGCACUCUCUCUCCCCCAGUGGCCACUUUCUCCUUGACGUUCAGGAUUCUAGCAAUGCUGCGGGCAGGGUCGGUCCUGCAGUGAUAUCGGCAGCACUUGUAACUUUCUCCCUGGAUGGAAACGCCAUUUUUUUUUUCAGCCAUGAUAUGCAGGGUUUGUCCGUGGAGGGAGGCGCAGUGGCUGGAAACUGCUAAAAAAAACCAUCUCCAAGCCAGCAAGUUAAAACUCCGUGACCCAACUAACCUUUGCAACGAUCCACGGAAUGUUUUAAUUCACACUCUGGUUUCAAACCCAAUUUGGGUACUUCUGCCCCCCCCCUUGGGGCAGUGCAAAAACCAGGAAUAAGACAGAGGCCAGUGGCUGGCAGAUGUUUCUCUGUGUCGUCCUCCCUCUUUGCUCUUUCUUCUCACAGCUGGCUCGGUCUGAUGGAGAAGUAGACACGGGUGAGCGGUUGGUGGAAGAAAUGGAGGGGAAGGGAAGGGCC
This is a messenger RNA of Pantherophis guttatus, 3928 nucleotides long. It is a transcript of the gene RHBDL1, whose product is annotated as rhomboid like 1. NCBI's taxonomy places the organism in Eukaryota, Metazoa, Chordata, Lepidosauria, Squamata, Colubridae. Gene Ontology annotation, molecular function: serine-type endopeptidase activity. Gene Ontology annotation, cellular component: membrane. The record is from RefSeq and is a predicted model, not a curated record.